Molecule: messenger RNA, 1622 nt
Organism: Anneissia japonica
Lineage: Eukaryota; Metazoa; Echinodermata; Crinoidea; Comatulida; Comatulidae
Product: somatostatin receptor type 5-like
Exons: 1
Coding region: 93-1262 (389 amino acids)
Biological process (GO): G protein-coupled receptor signaling pathway
Cellular component (GO): plasma membrane
Molecular function (GO): G protein-coupled receptor activity
Source: RefSeq, a predicted model, not a curated record
AUGCCGCGAAAGUUGUUCAUUUUGCGAAAUCAAAACGUGCAAGUUGUCAAAUUGUCAUUUGGAGUUCGCAUUCGGCAGACGAGAACGCUGCAAUGAACUUUCAAAAUGCUGAUUGUGAUGAUGUGCAUUUUUAUAAUAUGUCUGGGGCCAACCCAAGUGAUCUUCUAUACACAGAUUGGCAAGAAACGGCGACAGUGAUUUUGAUGCCGAUCUUGUUGGCAUUUGGUUUAAUCACGAACUUGUGUUUCAUAUUCAUGGUGUAUCGAGUACCAGACAUGCGAAUUACCAUAAAUAUGUAUCUUGUAAGCCUUGCGGUGGCCGAUACCUCAUUUUUGAUCACGAGCAUCAGCGAUAAGCUAGUUCGUCAUGCCAUCUCUCCAUUAUAUGGGGAUGUCGGAGAUCGUGGCACUGCAGGUUGCAUACUAACAUCAUUCUUCAUCAAUACGGCACUAAUGGCGUCCGAACUGCAUAUACUGAUAUUAGCUGUUGAGAGAUAUUACAGUGUCUGUCGGCCACUAAAAGCACACAUCAAUCCACGGAAGCGAGCACUUCGUCUUCUGACUGCUAUCUGGUUGGUUUCUGCGAUACUUUCCAUUAGCUUUUCACCUGCAUUUGCCAAUUUCAGGCUUUACUGCCUAGUUCAUUGGGACAGUAAGUAUGUAGAUCCCCCCGAGACAUACGGAAUCUGUCUCUCUGUUGGAUACACAGACGAGACAAGUGAUAUUGACAGUGCGAUUGUUUACUUUCAAAUUACGCAAACGUUUGCAUUUUUUGCAUCAGUAAUAGUAAGUAACGUUUUAUACGUACUAGUUUUACGGCAGUUGCGUAGGGUUAACGCGUCUUUAGAAAAUCGUGGGAUGGCGCAGACGACACAAUUCCGAAACGGACAAAUAAGACAACACUUCAAUCGCAUGCUUUGCUUAAAUGGUUUGGUUUACCUCGCCCUCUUGGCACCAUUCAACAUUUACUCUUUAUUUUACUUUGUAUCAUAUAUAAAUGACCAUAAAAAACUUGUGGAACCACACGUAACUGCCAUACUGGACACUGCGUUUCGUCUUCUAGGAUAUGUAAAUUCUUGCAUCAAUCCACUAGUCUACGGCGCUUCCAACCCAAGGUAUCGAAAAGCCUUUGUAGUUGCGUUCUCGUCUAAGAGAUUGCCUGAAUGCGAAAGUAAAAAAAAUGGACAAAGUAGGCAAAGACGGCCAACGACUGGCAAAACAAACAAUCCCACCAUAGAAAAUCUCACUACCUACAACACGUAAUAAUGAAAGUGAUAAAGUAAGCCUAUUUCAGAGGUCUGAUGGUCUAGUUUUUUGGAAGACAGUUCAUACUGUGUUUUGGAUCAUUUUACAUACACGGACACAAGGGGGAGAGUAGGCCUAACGGCUAUUUUUUUUUCUAUUUACGAAAGGACUUGAGUUUUUAGAUAUCAGCAAAUAUUAAUAAAUAAUAAUAAUAAUUCUGGAUUUAUAUAGCGCCUCAGGUUGACACAACCUCGAGGCGCUUAACAACAACAGAGAAGAAAAACCAAAACAAAUGCAAAUGUACCAAAAAAAAAAAUAUUAUCAAAUAUUUGGUUUUAGUUAAGUUUAAUUAAGUUCAAAUUAAGUUUUCUUCACUUA